Molecule: messenger RNA, 3456 nt
Organism: Anopheles coluzzii
Lineage: Eukaryota; Metazoa; Arthropoda; Insecta; Diptera; Culicidae
Exons: 3
Coding region: 92-3394 (1100 amino acids)
Molecular function (GO): protein binding
Source: RefSeq, a predicted model, not a curated record
AUACUACAACGUACAACCACGACAGCCCGAAUACAAAUGCAUUGAGAGAAAUCUGCAGUACGACUGUGUGUUCUACGAUGUGCACAUUGACAUGCAAACGCAAGACGUAUACUUUGGCUUUGAGGAUAUAACACUAAACAACCAGAAGAUUGUUACCUUCAAAAACUCUACCAUGCGUAAACUGCCCGCUGCUUUACUCGCCUCCUUCCGCCAGGUUGAGGUGCUCAAUCUGAACGACCUGCAGAUAGAGCAGAUCGAUACGAACGCGUUCGCUUACGCGCACACAAUUCAGAAGCUGUACAUGGGAUUCAAUGCGAUUCGAUAUUUGCCACCGUACGUGUUUCAGAACGUCCCAUCGCUCACGGUGCUUGUGCUGGAACGGAACGAUUUAACCAGCCUGCCACGCGGAAUCUUCCACAACACACCCAAGCUCAGCAUGCUGUCGAUGUCAAACAACAACCUGGAGCGCAUCGAAGACGAAACUUUCCAAGCAACUACAACGCUUCAAAAUCUUCAACUGUCCAGCAACAGGCUUACGCAUGUUGACCUUUCUCUCAUUCCCAGUCUCUUCCACGUCAACGUCAGUUACAACCUGCUCUCAACGCUUGCCAUACCGAUCGCGGUCGAAGAGCUAGACGCAUCGCACAAUAGCAUCAACGCCGUACGCGGGCCCGUCAACAUGGAGUUGACCAUUCUGAAGCUGCAACACAACAACUUGACUGACACUGCCUGGCUGGUGAAUUAUCCCGGACUGGUUGAGGUGGAUCUUUCCUACAACGAGUUGGAGAAGAUAAUGUAUCGCUACUUUGUCAAAAUGCAGCGCUUGGAGCGACUGUACGUCUCCAACAACCGCCUUGUGGCGCUCAAUCUUUACGGUCAACCCAUCCCAACGCUCAAAGUGCUCGAUCUGUCGCACAACCAUCUGCUGCACGUGGAACGUAACCAGCCGCAGUUUGAUAGGGUGGAGUACCUUUACCUUGACCACAACUCCAUCGUGACGCUUAAGCUUAGCACCAGUCAUACGCUAAAGAAUCUUACACUAUCUCACAACGACUGGGAUUGUAACAGUUUACGUGCACUUUUCAUAAACGUAGCCCAACCUGUGGUAGACGAUGCUGACCAGCACUGCAAGAUCGACUACCAACUCGAGCAUGGUCUCUGUUGCAAAGAAAGUGACAAUCCGUAUCUGGACCGGCUAUUACAGUACAUCGCCCUGACAAGCGUGGCGGAAAAGUUGCAGCGUGCACAAGGACGCUGCAGUGCCACAGAUGCCAUCAACAGCGUGCAAAGUCUGUCCCACUACAUCACACAGCAGGGUGAUGUGCCACUGCAGGGUAACGAACAGCUCGAGGCCGAAGUCAACGAGCUGAGGGCUGCGGUGCAGCAGCUAACCAUCGAGCAGAUCCAACAGCAGCAGCUCCUAGCAAGACUGCAAGCCGAGAUCGAUACCAAUCUACAACGCUACCACCUGCCGAAAGAUGAGUUAGCACGCCCGAGUGAUAGUCUUAACAAACUAUUCACCCACCUGAAGGAACGCCAUUUGCAUGAGUUGGUGAAUUUACUCAAUCAUAACAUUUGUUUUCAUUUUCACGCCACGCCAUUAUCACUGGGUAUUUCCGUAACGAAUUCUUCUCUCAGUCGGCUGAGCAAGUUCUACCGUAGGUGUCAUUGCACAGUUUCAAUCCAUCAGUCGAAGAAGAAACACAGUUUUUCUGUUUUGAGUGCCACAAUGUGCUGGUUACGCGCCGUAUCUCUAAUCAGUAUGAUCUUUUCAGCCAGUACCUACGGAGGACAGCUAUCCUACAAAAGUAUGCACUUGACUCCUUUCACUUUGAGUGCUUUACUCGCCUCCUUCCACAAGGUUGAGGUGCUCAAUCUGAACGGCCUGCAGAUAGAGGAGAUCGAUACGAACGCGUUUGCUUACGCGCACACAAUACAGAAGCUGUACAUGAGAUUCAAUGUGAUUAGAUAUUUGCCACCACACGUGUUUCAGAACGUCCCACUGCUCACGGUGCUUAUGCUGGACCGGAACGAUUUAUCCAGCCUGCCACCCGGAAUCUUCCACAACACACCCAAGCUCACCAUGCUGUCGAUGUCAAACAACAACCUGGAACGCAUCGAAGACGACACUUUCCAAGCGACUACAUCGCUUCAAAAUCUUCAACUGUCCAGCAACAGGCUUACGCAUGUUGACCUUGCUCUCAUUCCCAGUCUCUUCCACGUCAACGUCAGUUACAACCUGCUCUCAACGCUUGCCAUACCGAUCGCAGUCGAAGAACUAGACGCAUCGCACAAUAGCAUCAACGUCGUACGCGGGCCCGUCAACGUGGAGUUGACCAUUCUGAAGCUGCAACACAACAACUUGACUGACACUGCCUGGCUGCUGAACUAUCCUGGACUGACCGACGUGGAUCUUUCCUACAACCAGUUGGAGAUAAUAACGAUCCACCACUUUGUCACCAUGCAGCGCUUGGAGCGGCUGCACGUCUCCAACAACCGCCUUGUAGCGUUCGACCUUUACGGCCGACCCAUCCCAACGCUCAAAGUGCUCGAUCUGUCGCACAACCAUUUGAUGUGGGUGGAACAUAAUCAGGCGCAGUUUGAUAAGCUUCAGUACCUUUAUCUCGACCACAACUCCAUCGUGACGCUUAAGCUUAGCACCAGUCAUACGAUAAAGAAUCUUACACUAUCGCAUAAUGACUGGGAUUGUAACAGUUUACGUGCACUUUUCAGAAACGUAGCCCGACCUGUGGUAGACGAUGCUGACCAGUACUGCAAGAUCGACUAUCACCUUGAGCAUGGUCUCUGCUGCAAAGAAAGUGACAAGCCGUAUCUGGACCGGCUAUUACAGUACAUCGCCAUGACGAGCGUGGUUGAGAAACAGCGUAAAAAUGAACCGUGCAGUGCCACAGAUGCCAUCAACAGCGCGCAGAGUCUGUACCACUACAUCACACAGCAGGCUGUUGUGUCACUGCAGGGUAACGAACAGCUCGAGGCCGAAGUCAACGAGCUGAGGGCUGAGGUGCAGCAGCUAACCAACGAGCAGAUACAACAGGAGCAGCUCCUGCAGGGGCUACACGCCGAGAUCGAUACCAAUCUGCGACGGUUCCGCCUGUCCAAGGAUGAACUAGCGCGCCCGAGCGAAAAUCUAAAUAAAGUGUUUACCCAUCUCAAGGAGCGGCACGCGUUUAAGUUGCGUGAAACUCAGGCACGCCGUACGGAGGCGGAUGCUAAGCAGAAGGAAACGGAGCACCUGGAACAGGAAAACAUUGCACUUGAGCGGCAGUUGGAUAAUAAGAAUACAAUGCAGAUUCUGUUGAGACAGCUGACGUUGCUGAAGCGUCAACAAAUAAAGCAAUUACUCGCAAAGCUCAGCAAACACAGACCCAUCUAGGGCGGUUCGACUGUACCAUACUUGGAGAUGCUUCUCCUUCGGCAAACACACAAGAUUCGUCG